Molecule: messenger RNA, 1509 nt
Organism: Suillus clintonianus
Lineage: Eukaryota; Fungi; Basidiomycota; Agaricomycetes; Boletales; Suillaceae
Product: cytochrome P450
Exons: 11
Molecular function (GO): monooxygenase activity; oxidoreductase activity, acting on paired donors, with incorporation or reduction of molecular oxygen; heme binding
Source: RefSeq, a predicted model, not a curated record
GCACUAUUUUUUACUGGUGUCGGAGUGUGUCUGGUAAAGCAGGUGUUCAAAAAGAAGAUCCCUGCACCAUAUCCCCCUGGUCCUCCAGGGUUGCCUCUCGUUGGGAAUGUCCUAGACAUGCCUCACAUCAAGCCCUGGCUCACCUUCACUGAGUGGGGCAAGAAGUAUGGUGAGUGUAAUAUAUCGCAUGUCGAGCUUCUGGGUCAGCACAUCUUCGUGCUGAACUCUGUCAAGACUGCAAUGGAAAUGCUGGACAAGAAGAGCUCGAUCUACUCCGACCGUCCUGUUCUCCCUAUGAGUGGCGAACUUGUUGGUUGGAAGCAUAUUUUAUCUUUUCUCCCUUACGGUGACCGUUUUCGCCGGUACCGCAAGAACUUUCAUCGCGUCAUUGGCAGCUGCGACGCAUUGGCCAUCUAUAACCCGAUUGAGGAGAUCGAGACUCACCGAUUCCUCAAGCGUGUGCUUGCGACACCCGACCAACUACAGGAACAUAUUCGACACACUGCUGGGGCUAUUAUUCUGCGCAUCUCUCAUGGCUAUGAAGUGAAAGAUAACAGUGAUCCCUUCGUCGACCUUGCAGAACGCGCUCUGGAUAAUUUCUCACGGGCCACUUCUCCCGGUGCCUUCAUGGUUGAUUUUAUUCCAUCUCUGGCCAAGGUCCCCGAGUGGUUCCCUGGUGCUGGCUUCAAGCGCCUAGCGCGUGAAUGGCACGAGACUGUCGACGAGAUGGCCUCUGCACCCUUCAACUUCGUCAAGGAUCAGAUGGCUGCUGGCAUUGCCCCGAAGUCUUUCACUUCCGCUAUGUUGGAAGGCCGUAUCCUGACUGCGGAAGAAAAUGACAUUGUGAGAUGGUCCGCUGUAUCUUUAUAUGGCGGUGGUGCUGACACGACUGUUUCUACAAUCUACUCACUCUAUCUAGCUAUGACUCUUUACCCCGACGUGCAAAAGAAGGCCCAGGCUGAAAUCGAUGAUGUUGUCGGUCCUGAUCGUCUCCCCUCCUUCGCCGACCGCGACUCCCUCCCCUAUACUGAGGCAAUUGUCAAAGAAGUUCUGCGUUGGAAUGCUGUCGCCCCUACCGGUUUCCCCCACUGUGUCGCCGAGGACGACAUCCAUGACGGGUACUACAUUCCAAAAGGUUCCAUGAUAGUACCUAACAUUUGGUUCAUGCUCAAUAACCCGCAGACAUAUGCUAACCCUUCGCAAUUCAACCCUGAACGUUUUUUGGUCAAUAAUGGAAAGAAGCCUGAGCCCGAGCCCCGCACGAUCGCCUUCGGCUUUGGAAGACGUAUCUGUCCAGGCCUCCUCCUCGCUGAAGCAUCUACCUGGCUAUCUACCGUAAGGUCACUGGCCGUGUUUGAUAUCUCCAAGGUCGUCGAGAACGGUGUUGAGAUUACCCCCGAGGUUGACCCCUCAACAGGCACGGUCAGCCACCCCAAGCCUUUCAAGUGUUCUAUUAAGGCCCGCUCUGCAAAAGCCGUAGCGCUCAUUCAGCAGGACGUUGACUACUAA